This is a messenger RNA of Branchiostoma floridae (Florida lancelet), 772 nucleotides long. RefSeq names its product L-rhamnose-binding lectin CSL3-like. The record is from RefSeq and is a predicted model, not a curated record. The coding region runs from base 107 to 757 and encodes 216 amino acids. Lineage: Eukaryota; Metazoa; Chordata; Leptocardii; Amphioxiformes; Branchiostomatidae. The transcript has 4 exons. Gene Ontology annotation, molecular function: carbohydrate binding.
ACACACCUGGACACGCGCACACCUAGCUACUAGUAUUUCCUCCUCAGACCUGGCCGAAGAAACACGUACCUGCGGUGCCGUGUACAAGACAGGAACGAGAACAACAAUGAAGAUCCAACUUUGCCUUGUUGUGAUUCUUCUGGGAGUGUCACUGAAGUCGUCAGACGCUACCAUAACCACCCGGGUUUGUGAACAUCGCGGUUUGUACCUUCGAUGUCCUUACGGUCGCCAAAUAGACAUCGAGUACGCCCUGUACGGCCGUACCCAGCACGGCAUCUGCGGAGGGCCCGUCCGGACCAUCGACUGCCGGAGCGGGUCCAGUCUCUACAGGGUGCGGAGCUACUGCCAGGGACGGCACAGCUGCUCCGUCCGAGCCUCGAACGGCGUGUUUGGAGACCCUUGCUAUGGGACGUUCAAGUACCUGGAAGUCAAGUACUCGUGUGUCAGUCAUUACACGAACCCCCGAAACGUGCUCGCAUGUGAACAUCAAACCGCGCAGUUGGUCUGCCCAUGGGGUCGUAAGAUUUUCGUGGCGGCUACCACUUACGGCCGGAGCCAGGCUCGCCACGUCUGCGGCGGACCGGUGAGGACCACCCGCUGCCGCAGUUCGUCCAGCUGGACACAAGUAAGCGCCCGAUGUCACGGGAGACGCACGUGCUCAGUCCGCGCCUCCAACAGCGUGUUCGGAGACCCCUGCUAUGGCACCUUCAAGUAUCUCGACGUCCAGUAUUUCUGCCUACCCUGUAAGUACAGUUAAAGUACAUUAACUUUU